AUGUCACUGGAGGAGAUGAUCAAUCUCUUCCAAGAACAAAACCUCAACAAUUUACUAGAUUCCGGAAAAUUGGCACAGGUUGUUACCUCAUUCCGGCACAUGGUGAAUGCUCAAGAAAUUCUUCUUGGGGGUAGUGUUCCUCCUUCAUGUGAUGAGACCAAUAUUUUGAGCCAGAGCUACAAACCUUAG
Messenger RNA from Penicillium odoratum, 189 nucleotides. RefSeq lists its product as uncharacterized. Bases 1 to 189 code for a protein of 62 amino acids. Lineage: Eukaryota; Fungi; Ascomycota; Eurotiomycetes; Eurotiales; Aspergillaceae. The record is from RefSeq and is a predicted model, not a curated record. The transcript has a single exon.